AAAAGGGUCUCAAAGAUAUAGCUGCAGCCUGCAGCUGCAGUCCAGUGCUGUAUAUUUUUGUUUUACAGAGAAAUUAAAGCAGUCUGCUUCAGCAAGGGAACACAUUAGAUUCUUUCUUACAUAACACUUCCAUAUUAAAGAACACUAGAGCGCAGACAAUUUAGUGCACUCCCACUAUCAAGUCCCUCGCCGGAGGGGCGUGGAUAUUGUUCUACCUAAUGUCAGAAUAUCUUUAUAGUGAAAAUUAAUACCAAGUACCUUCUUUAUAAGAAAUCUGCAUUUUCAUGUGGAUUCAGAACCUGGGUCUCAGCCAAAAUGCAAUCUUUAGACAAGUCUAACGUUGAUUUGGAAGCAGGUGGUGGGGACGGUGGCCGUUCUUCCGGCGAAGAGUUGUGUAAGAGUGAGAUUAUCGGUGUGCCGGAAAAGAGGAGGAGAUCAUCGGUGUCAGAAUACCUGGAUGUGGAUCUGGAGGCAGAGGGGCAAGAAAAUGAGGUACAUUUGGAGAAAUCCGAGAGGGAUUGCAGGAUAUGCCAUUUGGGAUUGGAUGCAGAUAACCCUGAUUCUGGGCUGCCCAUUGAACUGGGCUGUUCAUGCAAAGAUGAUUUGGCUGUUGCUCACAAACACUGUGCUGAGGCUUGGUUCAAGAUUAGAGGAAACAAGACUUGUGAGAUUUGUGGAUCAAUAGCACAGAGCGUGGUUGUGAUACAUGAUGCCGAGCACAGUCAGGAUCCGGAUCCCGAGCUGCAAGAGCAGUCAAGCGAUGCAAGUACAACCACUGCGACCGUGGAAACACCGGCACCCGCAACAAGGUCCCGGAACUUCUGGCAAGGUCAUAGGUUCCUUAACUUCUUGCUAGCUUGUAUGGUGUUUGCCUUUGUCAUCUCCUGGCUCUUUCACUUCAAUGUACCUUCAUGAUAGCAUCUCCUUGAUGAAAAUGAAUGCAGAACAAUUCAUUUCCAUGUUGUUGUUCAUACUAGCCGCAUAGCUUAUUCCAAUUUGUACCAUUACAUGUUGUAAUGAUGUUUGGUGUAAUCCUAUGAAUAUCCUAAUCCUUGGUAUGAAUUGAGUUGAUGUGUGUUUAGCUUCAAUCAGCUCAACGAGGAUGCUUUGGCCUUUGGGUAUAAAAGUGAUAUUCCUUCCAUUCAAGAUUGUAUUGAUAAUUACUUGUGCAAUUUACAUAUUUAGAAUCUACAUUUGAAGAUCUAUUAAAAC
Messenger RNA from Cuscuta epithymum, 1212 nucleotides. The record is from the annotation of a GenBank genome assembly. NCBI's taxonomy places the organism in Eukaryota, Viridiplantae, Streptophyta, Magnoliopsida, Solanales, Convolvulaceae.